Molecule: messenger RNA, 1911 nt
Organism: Penicillium taxi
Lineage: Eukaryota; Fungi; Ascomycota; Eurotiomycetes; Eurotiales; Aspergillaceae
Gene: hemA
Product: 5-aminolevulinic acid synthase HemA
Exons: 2
Coding region: 1-1911 (636 amino acids)
Biological process (GO): heme biosynthetic process
Cellular component (GO): mitochondrion
Molecular function (GO): pyridoxal phosphate binding; 5-aminolevulinate synthase activity
Source: RefSeq, a predicted model, not a curated record
AUGGAGUCUGUCAUUCAGCAGUCCCGGGCUAUGUGCCCAUUCCUUAAGCGCACUGCUCCCGCUGCUCUGCGCACCCUCUCUACGGCUGCUCGUCCCAGCACUGGUGGUGGUACCAUGUCCAACCUCCAAGUUUUGGCUCGCCGCUGCCCUAUUAUGAGCAAGGCUCUUGCCGUGCAAAGUGCUCGCAUGGGUGGCACUAAGCACUUCACCUCUUGUGCUGCCGGCGUCCCCAAGCCAUUCCGAGCCCCAGCUAAGCGGGCUUUGCAUACCACCGGCGGCAACCCCGCCAGUCUGGAGCCCGGCACUUACGAGAAGAGUGAACAAGUCCAUCCUACCCUUGCUCGUAUCAAACCUUCUAGUACCGCAAAUGCGGCAGCGGCUGUCCACGCUCCGUGUCCCAAUGUCCCGAUAACUUCCCGCUUCGACUAUAAUGCAUUCUAUAACAAUCAACUGGAGUUGAAGCACAAGGACAAGUCCUACCGCUACUUCAACAACAUCAACCGUCUGGCCAAGGAGUUCCCCCGCGCUCACACUGCCUCGACGGAGGAUCGUGUAACAGUCUGGUGCUCUAACGAUUACCUCGGCAUGGGUCGUAAUCCCCACGUCCUUGAGAGCAUGCACCAGACUUUGGAUACCUACGGUGCCGGUGCUGGUGGUACUCGCAACAUCUCGGGUCACAACAAGCACGCUGUUGCGUUGGAAAACACGUUGGCAAAGCUGCAUGGUAAGGAGAGUGCGCUUGUCUUCGGUUCCUGCUUCGUGGCCAACGAUGACACUCUUACUACUCUUGGUAGUAAAAUGCCUGACUGUGUCAUUCUCUCCGACAGUCUCAACCACGCUUCCAUGAUCCAGGGUAUUCGCCACUCCGGUGCGAAGAAGAUGGUUUUCAAGCACAACGAUUUGGUGGAUUUGGAAACUAAGCUGGCCUCUCUGCCGCUUCAUGUGCCCAAGAUCAUUGCUUUCGAGUCUGUGUACAGCAUGUGUGGUUCUAUUGCCCCGAUCGAGAAGAUUUGUGAUCUGGCCGAGAAGUACGGCGCUAUCACUUUCUUGGAUGAGGUUCAUGCCGUCGGCAUGUAUGGACCACACGGAGCCGGUGUUGCCGAGCACCUGGACUACGAUAUUUACGCUUCACAGGAUACUGCAGCGCCCCAGAGCACUAAGGGAACUGUCAUGGACCGUAUUGAUAUAAUUACCGGUACCCUAGGCAAGGCGUACGGCUCUGUCGGCGGAUACAUCGCCGCUUCAGCCAGUCUUGUUGACACCAUCCGCUCCCUAGCACCUGGAUUCAUCUUCACCACCACUUUGCCACCUGCCACCAUGGCCGGUGCCGACACCGCCAUCAGAUACCAGUCUCAGGAAUCCCGCGACCGGGUCCUGCAGCAACUCCACACUCGCGCCGUCAAAUCGGCUCUGAAGGAACUGGACAUCCCCGUCAUUCCCAACCCAUCCCACAUCGUGCCUCUAUUGGUCGGUGACGCCGAGCUGGCCAAACGUGCUUCAGAUAAACUUCUCAAAGAGCACGGGAUCUACGUGCAGGCCAUCAACUACCCCACUGUCCCCCGCGGUGAAGAGCGUUUGCGCAUCACUCCCACCCCCGGCCACGUCAAGCCACUGCGCGACCACCUCGUCCAAUCUGUGCAGGCUGUCUGGAACGAACUGGGCAUCAAGCGCGCCAGCGACUGGCAAAGCAUCGGCGGUUUCGUCGGUGUCGGCGUCGAGGGCGCCGAGGCCGCCAACCAGCCUAUCUGGGAGGAUGCUCAGCUAGGUUUCUCAACUGAGGAGCCCCUCGAGAGCGCCAUUGCCCGUGAACUCAGCAAUGCUGCCACCAUCCCACCCAUGAAGACAUCUACCCCAGUCGCAACCCUUGCGCACUCUGGUAUUGCCUCCGCUCCCGUCGGCGUGGCCGCCUAA